Molecule: messenger RNA, 384 nt
Organism: Endocarpon pusillum Z07020
Lineage: Eukaryota; Fungi; Ascomycota; Eurotiomycetes; Verrucariales; Verrucariaceae
Exons: 3
Coding region: 1-384 (127 amino acids)
Biological process (GO): proton motive force-driven ATP synthesis
Source: RefSeq, a predicted model, not a curated record
AUGACGCCUCGAUCGCUAAGGGCAUCAAGCUCCCUCGCGGCCCGCAUAGCUCGAAACACCACUCCUCUUAACCGUAGGCAAUUUGUUGCUGCUACUGCCAUCAGACAACCCGACAUUAUCCAAGAUCUGUACCUGAGAGAGCUUCGAGCAUACAAGCCACCCCCAGCCAAGCCAGCCGACGCCGAAGGUCAUGUCCAAAAGUUCACCAUGCCAAAGCCUCCUAAAUCACCCGAGGAGACGAGCAUAACCAACCAGGUGCAGGAAUAUGAGAAUUCUGCUGUUGAGGUGGAAGGGCAAGCGUCUUCAGGAGAGGCCCAGGAGCCUGAAGGGGAUUAUUUCGAAGAUCUCAAAGAUUUGGACGAAGAGCAGCCAGCAGCACAUUGA